AUAACAGAGGGAGGCUUGAGCCCUCUUCCCAAGAGCCUCGGUGCUUCAUGGGAGUUGACAGCCCAGUACACGUUUGCUCACUUUUGCAGAUCACAGUGUCUCCCCAGACAGCCUGCCAGUUUUGAGUUUGGGUACACAGUGAGGAUUUAUUUUCUCUCUCUCAGGAAGUGGCGAGGUAGGCUGGGGCCUCUGACGCUCUGCACUCUGGUUCUCCCGGCAGAAGAGCAUGGGUGGGUGGCAUCUCUGAAUUGAGUGAUUUCCCGGGUCUACACAACUGGGAGACCCCCAGCAUGUUACCAAAUACAGUAGGAAGGAGUCAGUGGGCCACACGCUGACCACAGCACUACCCACCUUGGAGUGGAGAAGUCGUACGUGCUUGAACAGAGCAUGCCUGGGGCUGGCCUCUUCACGGACCCCCAUGGCCCUGUCCCUGCUUUUCCCUUUGUGGCUCUGACCCGCCUCUGCCAGCCUCUGCAUUUUUGUAUCUUUUUCUCAUUGCGUGGCCCCCUUGUCUUUAAAAGGCUAAAUGCUCUGUACUAAAUUUGGUCACACAACGCUCCAAGAUUCCCUGGAAUGCCCUCAAGUUUCAAACAGCUCUGACAGCAAGGCAGGCCCGCCUCCCGCUUGGGGAUUGGCUUCUCCUUCCAGGGCUGGGCCUCGUCAGGGCUUAUUGGCUGCUGGUCAGGGCAGCCGGGGUCCUCCAGCCCUGGGCUUCAGGGAGGCUUCUGCUUCCAGUUAACACGCCAGCACCUGUGGCUAGCAGGGCAGAGGCGAGUGGUCCUCGGCCAGCUGGGGGUUUGCUCCCAAGCCCACUCUGCUCCGUCCGGGUCCUCCCUCCCCCUCUCAGCCCUCCAGGAAGCCCACAGCCCCCUGCAAGAGUGGCAGCCCACUUUGCCAAGAUGUCCAAGGUAGCCAAGUAUCGCCGGCAGGUGAGCGAAGACCCUGAUAUCGACAGCCUGCUGUCCACCCUGUCCCCCGAGGAGAUGGAGGAGCUGGAGAAGGAGCUGGAUGUGGUGGAUCCAGACGGGAGUAUCCCUGUGGGGCUGCGGCAGAGAAACCAGACAGAGAAACUGUCCACGGGCAUGUACAACCGGGAAGCCAUGCUCAACUUCUGUGAAAAGGAGACCAAGAAGCUUAUUCAGAGGGAGAUGUCCAUGGACGAAAGCAAGCAAGUGGAGACCAAGACAGAGGCCAAGAAUGGAGAGGAAAGGGGCAGAGAUGCCAGCAAAAAAGCCCCGGGCCCCCGACGACGGGACGCAGACCUGGGGAAGGAGCCAGAGAGGGGCGGCUUGGAGAGAAGCUUCUCAAGAGACAAGGAUGCAGCCGACGGCAGGAGCGGGGAGAAGCCCAGGGAGGGGAAGGUCGUCAGGGGCCUUGACAAGGGCCGGGUCAGGGCGGCCGUGGACAAGAAGGAGGCCGGCAGGGAGGGACGGCGGGAGGAGAGGGCGGCCGCCCCCAGCGAGGAGGAGAAGAAGGGGGGCGGCAGGGGCGCCGGCCUGAGCGGGGACAAGGGCCGGGAGACGGAGCAGGUGAAGGAGACGAGCAGCCGCGAGGGGCCGGCCAAGGGGAGAGACCCCAGAAAGAGGGAGGAAGUGAAAAGCGGGGCGCAGGCAGACCCCAGGAAGCAGCAGGAGAAAGUGAAGGGCGGGCACACUGACCCGAAAAAAGAGGAUGAAAAAGUCAGAAAGGAUGAGCCCCUAAAGGCGCAGGGGCCCAGGGAGGACGACCAGCCCGGAUCGCCAGGACAGGCAGCCCCCCGCUCCCCGCCGAAGCCCUCGGAGGGGCCCGCCGCGGCGCAGGAGGAGGAGGCGGCCCCCAGCAUGUUCGACGAGCCCCUGGAGAGGGUGAGGAACAACGACCCCGGGGUGACCGAGGUGAACGUCAACAACUCGGACUGCAUCACCCCCGAGAUCCUGGUGCGCUUCACCGAGGCGCUGGAGUUCAACACGGCCGUCAGGGCGUUCGCGCUGGCCAACACGCGCGCCGACGACCACGUGGCCUUCGCCAUCGCCCUCAUGCUCAAGGCCAACAGGACCAUCACCAGCCUGAACCUGGACUCCAACCACAUCACGGGCAGGGGCAUCCUGGCCAUCUUCCGGGCGCUGCUGCAGAACAACACGCUGACCGAGCUGCGCUUCCACAACCAGCGGCACAUCUGCGGCGGCAAGACGGAGAUGGAGAUGGCCAAGCUGCUCAAGGAGAACACGGCGCUGCUCAAGCUGGGCUACCACUUCGAGCUGGCCGGGCCGCGGAUGACCGUCACCAACCUGCUCAGCCGCAACAUGGACAGGCAGCGGCAGCGGCGGCUGCAGGAGCAGCGGCAGGCGCAGGGCGCCGGCGGCGAGAGGGGCCUGCUGGGGGUGCCCGGGGCCGGGGCCGCGGCCAAGGGCUCCCCCGGACCGUCGCCGCAGCCGUCCCCGAAGGCCUCGCCCAAGAACUCGCCCAAGAGCGGGGGCGCCCCCGCCGCGCCGCCCCCGCCGCCCCCGCCCUCGGCACCCCCCCUUGUCAUGGAGAACCUGAAGAACUCGCUCUCGCCGGCCACCCCGAGGAAGGUGGGCGACAAAGCCCUCCCCACCCAGGAGAAGAACUCCCGCGACCAGCUGCUGGCCGCCAUCCGCUCCAGCAACCUGAAGCAGCUCAAGAAGUGGAGGUGCCCAAACUCCUGCAGUAGGACCAGGAUGCCAGCGCCGAGACGGCCCAGCCUCGCCUCCCGGGGCUGCCCGCCCCGCCCGCUCCACCGUGGCUGUCCCCAGGCUGCCCUGGCGGGGCUGCAGGCCUGGGGCGUGCUCGAAGGACGCCUUCUGUCUUCUCACUCUUCUCUUCUUGUCUCUGAGGUGCUCCAAAAAUAUCUUUUAUACCUGGAGCUGUUUCUGGACAAGAAGAGCCCUUUUAGCACGUCACUGGCAAGUGGCAGAGCCCGUGUAGCUGGCAAGAUAUCCCAAGGGACCACAUGACCAGCCCACCCCACUGCCCUCCAGGGCCAGGAUUCAGGCCUCUGAGGAGCCCUUGGGGCAAGGCUGCUGGGCUGUGUCACUCUGUGCGGGGCAAUGGCGAAAGAUUCGGGGCCAUGAGGGCCCAGGGAGUGGGAGGAGAGGCCGAGGGCACCCCAAGCCCCUCCUGACCACCCGUGGCAGGGAAAGCUGGCCUGGACGGGCAGUGCCUGGUGGGGAGUGGCUCCAGAUGGGGGGAGAGGGACAGACAGCAGCUGGACCUGAACGUCUGAUGCCAAAGCAGACAUUUUCCUCACGCCUGCCUGCUGUUGUAUAAAUAGCUGUGUAUCUGUUUUUCCAUAAGAUUUUGAUAAUAUAUGCAAGCCUUUAGCCAUG
This is a messenger RNA of Manis pentadactyla (Chinese pangolin), 3326 nucleotides long. RefSeq names its product leiomodin 1 (gene LMOD1). Gene Ontology annotation, biological process: pointed-end actin filament capping; muscle contraction; myofibril assembly. The transcript has 3 exons. NCBI's taxonomy places the organism in Eukaryota, Metazoa, Chordata, Mammalia, Pholidota, Manidae. The record is from RefSeq and is a predicted model, not a curated record. Gene Ontology annotation, cellular component: striated muscle thin filament; myofibril. The coding region runs from base 900 to 2954 and encodes 684 amino acids. Gene Ontology annotation, molecular function: tropomyosin binding; actin binding.